AUGCAAGUCGAAGUCAAUCCCAAUGAGGAUACAGAAUGGAACGACAUCCUACGCAAACAUGGCGUUAUCCCCGAGAAACCCCAAGAUCCCGAACCUUUAAUCCAAGAAGCCCUUGUGGAGGCCGAACGAAAAGCGUACGAGAACCGACUCGAAGAUAAAGACCUAGAUGAACUAGACGAGCUUGAGGACGAAGAAGACGAAGAGUUCCUCGAACAAUAUCGCCAGAAACGUCUGGCAGAGCUCUCCACUCUCCAGCAAACCAGCGUCCAUAACCAAGUAUAUCCCAUACAGAAGGUCGACUACGCGCGGGAGGUCACAGAGGCAUCGGAGAAAUACUUCGUGCUUGUCCACCUGACCUCAUCAUCGAGUGCAAAUGUCGAGUCACAGCUUUUGGCCGAUCAAUGGCGACAAUUGGCGGCCAAAUACGGAGAUAUUAAGUUCUGUCAAAUCCGGGGGAAUAUGUGUAUUGAAGGAUAUCCUGAUAAGAACACUCCCACAAUAUUGGUCUACAAGGAUGGUGAGAUUAGGCGACAGCUCGUUACGUUGAGGGAGCUCAACGGUCCUAGAACUAAGCUUGAAGACCUCGAGAGGAUGCUUUUGGAUUUGGGUGCCCUGAAAGAGAGUGACGUUCGUCUAAAAAAGCAAUCGGAUUCAAUGGACGAUGACCGUCCGUCAAAGAAUAAACCUGUGGUAGAAGAUGACGACGACGACGACUGGGACUGA
Messenger RNA from Aspergillus tanneri, 723 nucleotides. RefSeq lists its product as uncharacterized. Gene Ontology annotation, biological process: protein folding. NCBI's taxonomy places the organism in Eukaryota, Fungi, Ascomycota, Eurotiomycetes, Eurotiales, Aspergillaceae. The coding region runs from base 1 to 723 and encodes 240 amino acids. The transcript is spliced from 4 exons. The record is from RefSeq and is a predicted model, not a curated record. Gene Ontology annotation, cellular component: cytoplasm.